AGGGGCAUCAGGUCGGGCGGGCGGUGCUGCGCAGGCGCGAGUCCCCUCCUUAACGGCUCACUAGUCUGCACGCCUCACCACCUUCACCUGAGCGCGUGCAGCCGGAGGAGGCGGCAGCGGCAGUAGCCAGAGAGCGAAGGCAGCAUGUCAGACCAGGAGAGGAUCCAGGCGCGUCUGCGGAAGGAGAUCCGCUCCCUGCUCAUCUCCAGCAAGGACGGCCUGAGCCCGCAGCAGCUGGAGAGGGAGUACCUGUCCAUGGGGGGCAGCCACCUGCCGCUCCGUGUCCUGGGCUACCGGACCACCAUGGAGCUGGUCUUGGCCAUGCCCGAUGUGGUGAGCGUCUGCCCCUGCAGAGAUGGCACCGUCAUUCUCAAAGCCAUUCCAGAUGAAACAACCAAAGGAAUAGCAAGUUUGGUUGCAAAACAAAGGAGUAGUAAGAAGCUUCCAAAUUCUGCCCAGAAAAGAAGGGCAAGAGUUGGUUCUAGUUCUGGUUCUCGUCAAAGAAUACCGUACCGGGGGAGGAUACUUCCCAUUCUUCCAGCUGUGGUAAAGAGUGAACUAAGAGACCUCUUGGCUUUUUCUCCAAUCCUCCUUUCUGAUUUCGAAAAGGCCUUUGCAAAGAGAUUUGGACGACCGUUCCAAUAUAUGCAAUAUGGAUUCCUUUCUAUGUUUGAAGUGCUGAGUGCAGCUUCAGAUAUCAUUGCUGUUGAGCAGACCUGGGCAGGUUCUUUGUUGACCUUAAAGCAAAAUCUACCAAGUGAACAGAAGAGGGGGUUACCAGCAGGUAAAACAUCACAAGCUGGAACAAAACAAGGCAAAUCCUGCAUGCAAACACCUAUAGUAAAGACACAUUUGCCAGAACCUGCUUCAGCUACUGAGCCACUGAAACAGCCACAUCCAGUGAAAACCACAGAAUUGAAUGAUGUGGAGGCCUCUUCUUUGGACCAAUCUGAGGAAUUAAACCAGCUGGAAAAUAUUUUUAAAUCAGUGAUUGCACAAAUUGGACCAAGAGGGACCAUCGAUUCAGAACUAAAGAAGAAAAUAAAGUUUGUUGCAUCCAAAUUUCCACAGGGAUUGCUUAUUUCUAAGCUGCUUGGAGAGUUUGAGGCAGUUUUUAAAGAGCCACUUUCACCAAAGAGAUUGGGAUUUUUAAACAUUGCAGAGCUUGUUGGAUCUCUUAGUGACAUUCUCCAUGUUGAGUUCAGGGAAGGUGAAAAAGAGUUGUUGGUGUUUGAUGCAGAAAUGAAGCAUUUGACAACAGAUAUUAAGGACACUGCCUGGAAUUAUUCUGUGGAAAAGCAUAGAGAUGUAGAAGAGAUGGUCUGCAAGAAAUCCAACCCAGUCAUGAAGCCUGUGCCCCUGCAUGUGGGAAUGAAACACUCACAGCUCAACCUGGAGAUGUCAAGAUACGAAAUCCCACCAGAUGCUGUGCAGAACAGGAAGCUCUGCAGCUUUCCGGCAUUAGAUAGAAGUAUCCUAGUAGCGGUCUGUGUAGAGUAUAUAAUCUCUCCUAGUCAGUUUUAUAUCCGAAUCUAUAGCAGAGAUUCAUCACAGCUAUUUGAGGAUAUGAUGAUUGAAAUGAGACGUUGCUAUUCCAAUCAGCUAGUAUCUGAUCGCUAUGUCAUGCCAGAAUCUUUUAUCCAACCUGGCCAUCUCUGUUGUAUAAGGAGUUCUGAGCGUAAGUGGUGGUACCGAGUCAUUAUUCAUCGAAUUCUUGGGAAGCAAGAAGUUGAGGUGUUCUACACAGAUUUUGGAAAUUUGGGAGCUGUUCAGAAGUCCUCUCUGAGAUUUCUCAAGUGUUGCUACGCCAAGCUUCCUGCUCAGGCCAUUCCUUGUUCCCUGGCUUGGGUGAGGCCCAAAGAGGAGCAUUGGACACCCCAAGCAGUAUUGCAGUUCCAGAAGCUGUGUAGCUUCAAGCCAUUGGUGGGGGUAGUGGAUGAGUAUGUUGAUGGAGUCCUCAACCUCUUUCUGUGUGACACAUCCUCAGAUGAAGACAUCUAUUUCCAUCACGUCCUGAGAGCAGAAGGCCAUGCCAUUGUCUGCCGAGAAAAUGUCCCAUCUAAGGGUUUCAGAAAGCUCAACCCCUUAACCUUGUAUACACAAUGCAGUCCAAGGCCUGAAGAACCUGGUUUGACAGAACUGGGUCUUCCUUCCCGUCAGCAUUAUUUUAAGGAAGACCGAGAAAUAACAGGCCCAGAAAAUGAAUUGAGAAGUAUUGGUGACCAAAAGUCUGUCAGUUACCUGGAACCUGAAGCUGAGGUGCCAUUUCUGGGUUCAGACGUAGUUUCAUCAGAAGCCCAAGAUGAGGAGUGUAAAGAAAACCAAGAGCUAGAGUAUCCUAUUGAGAUGCCAUACCUUGGAUCACUGUGUAUAGGUGAUGAUGUUUGGGAUGAAAACUGGCUGGCUCUACAGACUGACAAAGAGAAGAGAAAUGAGAAUGCCUCACUUUUAUUUACAUCAGGACUUACUGGAAGGAAGCAGUGUCAGCCAUGCAAAGAAUCACUGCAGAAGAGAUGGUGUUCUGCUGCUGAAGAACCACGGAAUGCUGCAAGGCAGCAUUCAGAGUCAGAGAAUGAUAUGAGGAUUGAACUUAAAACAUCAAAAUUCCAGGAACAGGGUGCUCAGGAAACUAUCACUGACACAGCCAAGAACCACAAGAGAUGUUACUCCAGGAAAUAUGAGGAAUAAAGAUUCUUCCAGCAACCAUGGCCUUACAGUGUUCAAAGAUACCACCUGUGCCCAACAAGGAUCCAUGGAACAGAUCUCUUUUAUACUCUCUCUUGAUUUUGAAGUGUUAAUUCAAGGCUCCUUCCCUUAUCUUCAUUGUCUCUGCCACUAUAUUACAAUAUUUUCUGUUCUCAGUAAUAAAACCUGUAUUCUAUGGAAGCUU
Trichosurus vulpecula (common brushtail) is the source of this 2890-nucleotide messenger RNA. RefSeq names its product tudor domain-containing protein 5-like. The record is from RefSeq and is a predicted model, not a curated record. NCBI's taxonomy places the organism in Eukaryota, Metazoa, Chordata, Mammalia, Diprotodontia, Phalangeridae. Gene Ontology annotation, biological process: germ cell development; spermatogenesis. Bases 145 to 2688 code for a protein of 847 amino acids. The transcript has 17 exons.